AUGGUCCUACAGCAUUGCGACGUCAAACAUGGCAAGCUUGCUGUCGAAAUCAAAGGUAACGGCCCUCUCGUCCUCUGCGCACCAGCCAUGGGGGACUUACGCUCAGCAUAUGCUCCUCUUUCAUCUCAACUCGCGGCCAAUGGCUUCACAGUAGCAGUCAUGGACAUCCGCGGCCACGGCGACAGUUCCACCGACUUUCAAAAAUACGGCGACGAGGCCAUCGCAACUGAUUUCAUCGCCCUCAUCGAGACGCUCAACAAAGGACCCGUCGUCCUAGCUGGCGCCUCGUUAUCCGCCGGCGGAGCAGCAAUAGCAGCAGGACGACGCCCUGAUCUCGUCAGAGGCCUCAUACUCAUCGGCCCAUUCCUCCGCAAUCCCCAAGGCGUGAUGGGCAUAAUCGGCCCUACCUUGAUGAAGACUCUCGUCAUGAAACCCUGGGGUCCCUCUGUAUGGAAAUCCUACAGCAAGACCCUCUGGCCAGGUCUCGGAGACGAAGGCGCUACGAAACGUGCAGCAGACAACAUGGAUUCCCUCACACGACCGAAGCGAUGGGCGGCUUUCCAGGCUACGGUCAAGGGAGCGGACCAUAGCACUGUCACACCGUAUUUGAGCAAGAUUAAGAAUGUACCGGCGUUGGUUGUUAUGGGUGAGAAAGAUCCGGAUUGGUCGAAACCUGUUGAAGAGGCGGAGUGGGUGGCUUCGAAUUUUAGGGAUUCGAGGCUGCUUGCUGUGCCUGGGGCGGGACAUGCGCCGCAUUUGGAGAGUCCGGAGAUGGUUGGGAAGGAGGUCCUGCAGUUUUUGAAGAAGCUGGAUGGGUAG
Zasmidium cellare ATCC 36951 is the source of this 819-nucleotide messenger RNA. RefSeq lists its product as uncharacterized. Lineage: Eukaryota; Fungi; Ascomycota; Dothideomycetes; Mycosphaerellales; Mycosphaerellaceae. Gene Ontology annotation, molecular function: catalytic activity. The record is from RefSeq and is a predicted model, not a curated record. The transcript has a single exon. The coding region runs from base 1 to 819 and encodes 272 amino acids.